AUGAGUCAGGCGGCGAACUCUGCUCGUCUCGAGGACCGCCGGCUCGCCCACCUCCGCACCUCCGCACCUCCGCACCUCCGCACCUCCCCACCCGCACGCACGACCCCACAACGCCACAACGCCACGACGCCGCGACGCCGCGACGCCACGACGCCACGACGCCACGACGCCACGACGCCACGACUGCGGAGACGGGCCAGACACACCGAAAGAGAAACGACGCACAACCACGACCGGCGGCUGCAAAUUGUCCGUCUCAACGCCACCCUGCCCCACCCGUACUCCUACCCACACACCGACAGACCGACAGACAGACAGACCGACAUACCAACCGGUCCAGCUAUUCUCUUCGUGGCCAAGCGAGCCGCUGCAGUGUUGACUGUCGCACUUUUACGACCCGCCAUU
Messenger RNA from Protopolystoma xenopodis, 405 nucleotides. NCBI's taxonomy places the organism in Eukaryota, Metazoa, Platyhelminthes, Monogenea, Polystomatidea, Polystomatidae. The record is from the annotation of a GenBank genome assembly.